Molecule: messenger RNA, 3267 nt
Organism: Monodelphis domestica (gray short-tailed opossum)
Lineage: Eukaryota; Metazoa; Chordata; Mammalia; Didelphimorphia; Didelphidae
Source: RefSeq, a predicted model, not a curated record
AGUCUGAGGGUGUAAUUAUGUCAUUUUCUCCUUAUUUUGCAGAGUCUUCCUGCGAGCAAUUAAUCAGUAUGCAGAUAUGCUCAACAAAAAAUUUCUGGAUCAGGCUAACUUCGAGCUACAGCUCUGGAACAAUUACUUCCACCUGGCUGUGGCCUUCCUUACUCAAGAGUCUUUACAACUGGAGAAUUUUUCAAGUGCCAAGAGAGCCAAAAUCCUCAACAAGUAUGGCGACAUGAGGAGACAGAUUGGUUUUGAAAUCAGGGACAUGUGGUACAACCUAGGUCAACACAAGAUCAAGUUCAUCCCCGAGAUGGUGGGCCCCAUCCUGGAGAUGACGCUGAUUCCAGAAACAGAGCUGCGAAAGGCCACCAUCCCCAUCUUCUUCGACAUGAUGCAGUGCGAAUUUCACUCGACCAGAAGCUUCCAAAUGUUCGAGAAUGAGAUCAUCACCAAGCUGGAUCACGAGGUGGAAGGCGGCCGAGGAGACGAGCAGUACAAAGUGUUAUUCGAUAAAAUCCUCCUGGAACACUGCAGGAAGCACAAAUAUCUUGCCAAAUCAGGAGAAACGUUUGUCAAACUCGUCGUUCGGCUGAUGGAGAGGCUGUUGGAUUAUCGAACCAUCAUGCAUGAUGAGAACAAGGAGAAUCGCAUGAGCUGCACCGUCAACGUGCUGAAUUUCUACAAAGAGAUCGAGAGGGAAGAAAUGUACAUAAGGUACCUGUACAAGCUGUGCGAUCUGCACAAGGAGUGCGACAACUACACCGAGGCGGCCUACACCCUGCUGCUGCACGCCAAGCUUCUCAAGUGGUCCGAGGAGGCGUGUGCCGCCCACCUCACUCAGCGCGAGGGGUACCAAGCGGCAACCCAAGGCCAGCUCAAAGACCAGCUGUACCAGGAAAUCAUCCACUACUUCGACAAGGGCAAGAUGUGGGAAGAGGCCAUCGCCCUGGGCAAAGAGCUCGCCGAGCAGUAUGAGAACGAGAUGUUUGAUUACGAACAGCUCAGCGAGCUGCUGAAAAAACAGGCCCAGUUUUAUGAAAGCAUCGUCAAGGUGAUAAGGCCCAAACCUGAUUAUUUUGCAGUCGGAUACUAUGGACAAGGAUUUCCCACAUUCUUGAGGGGCAAAGUUUUCAUUUACCGGGGAAAGGAAUACGAGCGCCGGGAGGACUUCGAGGCGAGGCUGCUGACCCAGUUUCCCAACGCCGAGAAAAUGAAGACGACGUCCCCCCCCGGAGAUGACAUUAAGAACUCGCCCUACCAGUACAUUCAGUGCUUCACCGUGAAGCCCAAACUCGACUUGCCACCCAAAUUCCACAGGCCUGUUUCUGAGCAAAUCUUGAGUUUCUAUCGGGUCAACGAGGUGCAGAGGUUUGAGUACUCGAGACCUAUCAGAAAAGGAGAGAAAAACCCCGAUAAUGAAUUUGCGAACAUGUGGAUCGAGAGGACCAUCUACACGACGGCCUAUAAGCUCCCCGGCAUCCUGCGCUGGUUCGAGGUCAAGUCCGUCUUCAUGGUGGAGAUCAGCCCUCUGGAGAACGCCAUCGAGACCAUGCACCUGACCAAUGACAAGAUCAACAGCCUGGUCCAGCAGCAUUCCGAUGACCCCAGCCUUCCCAUCAACCCCCUCUCCAUGCUGCUCAAUGGCAUCGUGGAUCCCGCCGUCAUGGGCGGCUUCACCAAUUACGAGAAGGCCUUCUUCACCGAGAGGUACAUGCAGGAGCACCCAGAGGACCACGACAAGAUUGAGAAGCUGAAGGACCUCAUCGCGUGGCAGAUCCCCUUCUUGGCGGAGGGCAUCCGCAUCCACGGAGAGAAAGUCACGGAGGCCCUGCGGCCCUUCCACGAGCGCAUGGAAGCCUGCUUCCGGCAGCUGAAGGAGAAGGUGGAGAAGCAAUAUGGCGCCAGGACCAUGCCGUCGGGGAUGGACGACAGACGGGGCAGCCGCCCGCGCUCCAUGGUGCGCUCCUUCACGAUGCCCUCGUCCUCCAGGCCCCUGUCGGUGGCUUCCGUCUCCUCCGUGUCCUCGGACAGCACCCCGUCCAGGCCCGGCUCCGACGGAUUUGUUUUGGAGCCCCUCCUGCCAAAGAAGAUGCAUUCGAGGUCCCAGGACAAAUUGGAUAAGGAUGACCUUGAUAAGGAGAAGAAGGACAAGAAGAAGGAGAAGAGGAACAGCAAGCACCAAGAGAUAUUUGAUAAAGAAUUUAAACCCGCUGAUCUUUCUCUGCAGCCCUCCGAGGCAGUGAUCCUCUCCGAAACGAUCAGCCCGCUGCGGCCGCAGAGGCCCAAGAGCCAAGUGAUCCUCGUGGGCGCCGAGCGGCGCUUCUCGGUGUCGCCGUCGCCUCCUCCCGUCACCCCCAGGGCCAAGCUGACCUUCAGCCUGCAGUCGGGGCUGGAGCUGAAUGGGAUGCCAAGCUUGGAAAUGGUGGACGUCCCCCCGCCUUUACCUUUGAAAGGCAGCACGGCAGACUACGGGAACCUCAUGGAAAACCCAGACGGGAUGAGCCCGACAACGCCGCCGCCGCCGCCGCCACCCCCACAUCACCGGAAUGUGCCUCCUCCGCUGCCGAGUAAGACGCCCCCCCCGCCCCCCCCGAAGACGACGCGCAAGCAGACUUCGGUGGACUCCGGGAUAGUGCAGUGAGCGCGGGGAGCGAGCGGGCCUUCUCCAAAGACCGCGCAGCGCCCCUUCCUCCCCAGAGGCCUCACAGGGCCCGCGUUCUGGCGAGCCAGGAAGAAAGCAGAUGGGCAGCCGCGGAGGGCCGGGGAGCACCGGGGAGCUCUUCCCCCACGACCCCCGGAAUGGUUCCCUUCACGGACCCUGGAGCUCCCCAGGGAGGCCUGGGCCUGGGCCCCAAGUGCCCUGGGACGUCCUCCCGGCCCGCCUCCCCAGCGCGCCCCCUCUAGGCCUGGUGAGCAGCAUCCACGCAGCAGGCUCUUCCUGCGGGGGCCCAUCAGUCCCAGCUCUUCAGGACGGGGACGUUUUUUCUUCCUUUGCGUCCCGCCACGUCUUCCUUCUGUACAGAAGCGUGUAUAUAUGAGGCGAGGAGGGUGCGUCCACGUGUCCAGCCCGCUCCAUGGCCGCGUUUCACUGCUAAAAUGGACAAAAACUCAUUGGAGGGUUUGGACGUAGAUCCGCCAACUGACUAACUGGGAUUCCCUCCUUUGUAUUCUGCCAGCUGCUGUUUACUUGCCGCAAUCAUUAUGCUCUUGCGUAGAUGUUGUCGAUGUGUCACUGACUCCCCAGAAUAAAACAUUCUUUAAAAAGUC